AUGAAAAAUGUUCACACGCGCUCCUCUCUCGACAGUUCCCGGGAGCCUAGAGUACCCGAAGGAGUUUUGACUUGCAAAGCAGCGCGCAGAGAUUUUUCAGAGGGCGACUUACUUAGUAGUGUUGCUAAAAGCCAGUUUGCAAUGGGACGCAUUGAGAAAUCCCGAGUGGAGCUAAGCCAUGUAUUAAGUGUUAGGCCCGAGGCCAAGUCCGCCGCAGACUGCCUGCAAAUCUUGGCUGCAUUCUCGAACAUUCCAGAAGAUGUAGCUAGGAUUAAACGAUGUGGUAUAUUCAACAAUUACACUAUAUCCGAACCAUUCCCGCAGGAUGCAAUGGGCGUGUUAAUUGGCUGGGUGCGGGAAUGUAUCGGGGCUGACGCUCGGGGCCGGAGCGACGAGUGGACACUGGCCAGUCAUUGCGUGAAUGAUAAUUGCCGAGCGUUGAGCGCCGUAUAA
Molecule: messenger RNA, 453 nt
Organism: Arctia plantaginis
Lineage: Eukaryota; Metazoa; Arthropoda; Insecta; Lepidoptera; Erebidae
Source: the annotation of a GenBank genome assembly